AUGAAGAAAUUCUUUGGAUUUGGUAAGAAGGAAGAGACAGAGGAAAAGCCUCAAACUCCUAUUCAAGUGAUAUGUCAAAAUGAUACAAAUAAUGCUGAAGUAUUGUGUGAUUGUAAAGGUAUAGUACUCUGUGAGGAUUGCGUAAAGGAUCAUGUUGGAAUGGAUCAUAGAAAAACGCCUAUAGCUGAGAUUGGAAAGACAUUAGGGCCAUUACUAAACAAGAGGUUAACUGAGUCAGACUAAUUUUAUAAGAAUUAUAAAUCAACUGAAAGUGGCAAGUUCUUUGAAGCUUAUGUGAACUUUUUUGAGUAAUGUAAAGAAGCAGCUCUCAUGUUAAGAGAUCAUUAUGAUAAAGAAGAUCCUUGGAGUAAAACUACUCCACAUCUAGCAAAAUUCGUAGAAGGUUUCGAGUAACUCAAGUAGUUUAAAACCAGAUACAAUAAUGUACUUCAGAAAGAUGCUAGAUUUUAAAUAGAAUCGUUUAGAGAUUUUAAUGAGAUCGCUAAAAAGAUGGAUAAGAGCAGAGAGGAUUUGUUUAAUAACGGAGGGAAGUCGAAUAAAAUUUUCAGUAUAGAUUAUUAAAAAGAUCAUACAAAAUCAGAUAUAAAAAAUUAUCUAAAUGCGAUGUUCCUUCAGAUAUUCAGACCUGACCUGGAUGUUGAUAUCCCAGGUGCUCCAAAUGGAGGUAAGAAAAAUAAGUAGCAGGUAUAAGGCUACUAAGGCCCAGAGUUUCAACCAUUGGUAAGAGCUCCAAGACCACCGAAAGAUAAUUAUUUCAUGCCUGAGUAAUCAUUUGAUGAGGAUACAAUUUUUAUGAUGCCAGAGUUGGAAGAGGAAUUCGAUGUUUCUGAGGGAAAUACCUUUAAAGGUCAUGUAGGGCCAAUUAGAGAUUUGAUUAAGAUUAAUCAUCAUGAGUUUAUUUCUUGUGAUGAUUCAGGCUAGGUCAUAGUUUGGAAUAAAAAAGAUAAUAAAAUGAAGGGAUUUUCACUGAAAUCAAUCGGCUCCAAAGUAAUAGAAUCUAUUUUAAGUCUAACACUGACUGAUGAUCGUGGUAAAUAUUUGGUUUGUGGCAUGAAACAUGGGCAUCUACUUAUUUACAACAGAUCAAAAGGAGGUAAAAAAUUGAUAAGAGAUGCAGUUAAAAAGUAAGCAGAUGUAGUGGCUGUUACAGAUUUAGAAAUGCUCAAGUCAAAGUUCUUCCUUGUUUAGGACAGUCGUUACUAUAUCAGAAUGUAUUCUGCUGAUAAACUUUACUAUGAGUAAAAAGAUGAUUAAAGAGUUAAGCCUUUUCUCGAAAUCGGAUAAAAAGUAAGUUAAUCUGAUUCUGAGAUAGACAUUUAUUAUGGAGAUAAUAAGUUGAUAGAGCUAAUGACUACUGAAUUCGCUGCUAAUAAAUAAGAGGAUGUGACCUUCAUUUUAUCAUGUAUGUCAUCUGCUAAAGAGGUUAAUCUCUAUGUUAUUGAUGGUGUUUAAACGAAAGUAUUUUGCUGCUACAAUGCAGCUCCUAUAGAAUGGUAGUAUCAACACUUAAGAAAAUUCUCUUUUUAAUUACAACCAACAUCUUUAUUAGAGUUGUCACAUAACAGAAUAGCAGUGGCUGUUGGAAGAGAGAUAGAAAUUAUUGAUGUCCAUUCAGAAACCAAAGGUAGAAUUCUUCUUGAAGGUCAUGAGGAAAGAAUUAGAUCACUCACAAUGAUGUCAAGAAAAACUAAGAUUGUAGCUAAGUCCAAGAGACUUGGAAGACAAGAAUUCAUGUAAAACACAGAUUUCCUAAUGUCUUCGGGUGAUGAUAUUGAAAUCAGAAUCUGGAAAAUCCCCCCACCUUUAAGUACAAAGAUACAAAGAAAAAUGAAGGAUGGAAUUGUAGAUGAUGUUAAUGAUAUAGAUUAUUGCGUCUUACAGAUGGCUCCAAAGCAUAAUGACAGUAUACAUUGCAUUUGCUACUUGCAUGAAUCUAUCGCAACUGCUUCAAAGGAUGGAAUGAUCAAAGUCUAUAACUUAGAAAUGAAAGUUAAAAAGCUAGAUAAGGAAAUGAAAUGA
Molecule: messenger RNA, 2040 nt
Organism: Stylonychia lemnae
Lineage: Eukaryota; Ciliophora; Spirotrichea; Sporadotrichida; Oxytrichidae
Source: the annotation of a GenBank genome assembly